This is a messenger RNA of Anisakis simplex (herring worm), 165 nucleotides long. Lineage: Eukaryota; Metazoa; Nematoda; Chromadorea; Rhabditida; Anisakidae. The record is from the annotation of a GenBank genome assembly.
AUAUUAUCAAAUCAAAUGCCGAUGGAUCCACCGCCAGGCAGUCCACCAAGAGUUAUGGCAGUUAUGAUUCUUUGUUUUAUACAGGAUGCCGCUGACAGGCCUGAAUUCUCAGAUGUGUUGAGAAUCCUUUCACCACGAGAGAAUAUUGCCACACCGGCAGCAUGA